AUGGGGAUAGGGGAAGAGAGCAAGCCUCCUAAUCCUUGCAAACCAGCUUCUUCAGCUCAGUAUUGUCCUAGAGCUACGCAGCCCCCAUUUUUUGCCUCAACAGUUGCUUCUACAACUCCCCAACCCUAUCUAUCAAGAAGCCAGCAUCUGUUGAUCCCACCAUAUAGGACGCCAGUUCCAUGCCCUGGUUUAUUGCCUCGAUGGGGAGUUUAUACUCAUCCUAAUAUGACCACGACUCCAAACCCACUACAUGUCAAUGUAGAGUUGGAAGGGAAGGGCCCCAAUGAAAAUGAUCGAGUUUGUACUAAAAAAUCCAUGGGAACUCCUGGAAGCGCAGGCAAUGACGGUGCUUCACAUUGUUUCUCUUACUUUCUUGUUAAUAGUGUUGAUAGUGGUAAUGAGGGUACAUUAGAUGCAAUUGAAAAGAAUAAUGAGAAACAGGAUUCUUAUGGAAGAAAAGAAGGAGCCAAUGCACAAAGUCACACUAUUGGGGCCAUUGGUGAAGCUUCAAUGCCUCCUGCCUCAUUACCACUUGUGAUGGGAUCUGAAUCUGUAAUGACUGAGCAAUUGAUGCAGCCCAAACCAACAUUACCGACCGUCACCGUAACCGACUUGGCGGUGACGGUCGGUGGCGGUACAAAUCAUUUUUACAAAAAGUUGGUGAAUUUACCGACUUUACCGACUUUGGAGAGGAAGCAAAAAAUUCCUACUGUAACCGACCGUAACCAACCAACGCGCAGCCCUAAUGAGUAG
Molecule: messenger RNA, 753 nt
Organism: Corylus avellana
Lineage: Eukaryota; Viridiplantae; Streptophyta; Magnoliopsida; Fagales; Betulaceae
Source: RefSeq, a predicted model, not a curated record